Molecule: messenger RNA, 1632 nt
Organism: Effrenium voratum
Lineage: Eukaryota; Dinophyceae; Suessiales; Symbiodiniaceae
Source: the annotation of a GenBank genome assembly
GGCCAUCCAUAGCAUGGCAAGAGAGCAGCGACAAGUCAGGUCCCAGCAUCCCGUCUCCAGCCCCGGCCUCGCCCAGCUCCCCGUCCAGCUUGGAGACCUUUGCCGCCGUGGCGAAGGCCAAUGCGGCAGUGAAGAGCGUGGCAGGCCUGUCGAGGCGCAUGGAAGGCCGUCCUGAUGCGGGCUUCCGUGCGCUGUGCCCGCACUGCGGCGGGGUGCCGCACGCGGAGGCCGCACGGUGGUGGACAGAGGUCGCCAACGAAGUUCAACUGAUCAACGAGGCAGUCGAUGCCAAGUUGGACUUGUGGCGGGCGAGGAUGCAGGAGAAGGACCAGGUCAUCAAAAGACUCUAUGUGAAGGUGAAGCAGCUUUCUGAUUCUGGCCGCCGAGCGCCGGGCGCAGAGGAGAGGCAAGCCCAUGUCUCCCCGCAAGCGGAGGCGCCCCAAGCACCGGUGGCGCAGAACUCCGGAGGGAGGAGUCCGCUCAGGGCCGCCGUUCAGCGUGGGAAUGCGCUCGUGUCGCCCACGAACCACACCCGGCCGCUGCUGGCCGCGCAGUCUAUGGAUGGCUUUCAGGCGGCCUUCCUGCAAAACCGUCAGCCCCGCGCCGGGUCCUUGAGCCCCUCGGGCAGAGCUUCAGGCGGUGCGAACGGCACGGGCGACGCCAACGGCCGCAGCUUCGAGGCUCGGCCGUCGCUUCAGUCACCCACCGCUGCUGCAGCUCGGAAGACCCGCCCUCGCGAGGCGGCGGAGAGAGUGCAGAUUCUGUACCUCCGCCAAGAGAUCGCCCAGCUGAGGCGGCAGAAUGCCGAGCUGCAGGGUCAGGUGCGGCUGGGAGACGCCCAGAUGGAGAGUUUGAGCGGCAUGGUGAAGGAGCUGCAGGCCAACCAGGAGGCGCAGAAGAGCCGCACCCAGUCCAGCGCGAUGGCGUUGCAGACAGGUGCAGGCCCCGGAAGCGGUGCAAGCACUCCCGCCAACCCCCUGCCUGUCAGUGUGGCGUCCCCUACCAGCGCUCAAGGUGAGUCCACAAGAGCGUUCACCUCCCGGCGCUUGUCCAUGGACUUGCAGCCAUCGAUUGCCGCUACCCGUGUAUCUGCAGCAAACCAGGCCCAGAGAUUUGCCCGCGCGGCGGAAGCUGGGGAGCGUGGCAGUGCGAGUCGGCCCUCGAGCGCCUUUCAAAGGCACAAGGAGCAGAUGAACUCCCGGAGGGUGGUGGUGGCAGCGCCGCAGGGUGCUUCUGCGAGCCAGAUGGCUCGCAUGUUCUCGCCGAGGAGCCGGCAACUGCAAAGCGGCACACGCUCGGUGGCCAGUUGCGCUGCUUUGAGGGAGCCGAACCAGGCCUCCGCGGCCGCGCCCCCAGCCCCCAGCCAGGCCGACUUGCAGGCCAGACCUCUGACGGGACCCGCGGGACCCGCCAGCUCCUUGAGCGGCUCAGUUGCUGCAGCUCGAUCUGCUUCAGUGGAUCACCGGGCGCGGACGCGCAUCGGCCGAACGGUGCGGAUAGAGCGGGACCAGCUGGCGAGGCGCUCACUACGGCGGCACUGACGAUCCCGCUGUUAUCGCGCCAAACGGUUUGGCACUGAGGCUCCUUCCAGGGCCAAAGAUGGGAGCCCGGGAAAUGCCAUUGUUCUGCACA